Messenger RNA from Danio aesculapii, 734 nucleotides. RefSeq names its product prolyl 4-hydroxylase, alpha polypeptide I b (gene p4ha1b). Lineage: Eukaryota; Metazoa; Chordata; Actinopteri; Cypriniformes; Danionidae. The coding region runs from base 219 to 719 and encodes 166 amino acids. The transcript is spliced from 5 exons. The record is from RefSeq and is a predicted model, not a curated record. Gene Ontology annotation, molecular function: protein binding; procollagen-proline 4-dioxygenase activity. Gene Ontology annotation, cellular component: endoplasmic reticulum.
GGGAGAGUGUGUGAGACUCAGCACGUAGCCUAGUGGAAUCCCUGCCGCCAGAUGGCGAGGAAAAGUGCGGUUCAGCCUCCAGAUAAAGCCCAGCUGCAGACCAGAAGCAUCGUAAACACAGGAGAGUCUUCCGUCCAAGCUGAGCUUAUUAUCAGCAUCACUAGAGCAACAUCUGAAUCAAUUCACGGCUUCUCUGCGCGAGGUGACAGCCUGAAAGGAUGAUGUUGUCUUGGUUCCUGUUGAGUUUCCUCUUCCACUUCCUGUACGCCCACAAUGACUUCUUCACUUCCACAGGUCAGAUGACAGACCUGCUGUACGCUGAGAAGGACCUGGUGACAUCUCUCAAAGAAUACAUCAAACAAGAAGAGAACAGACUAGAGCAGGUUAAAGAAUGGGCAGAUAAACUGGACUCAUUGACGAUCACCGCCACACAGGACCCCGAGGGAUUCCUGGGGCACCCGGUCAAUGCUUUCAAACUGAUGAAGAGACUCAACAGUGAGUGGAGCGACCUGGAGAACCUGGUGCUGAAAGACACCACCAAUGGAUUUAUCUCCAAUCUGACAGUUCAGAGACAGUACUUCCCAACAAAUGAGGACCAGACAGGAGCAGCCAAAGCUUUGCUUAGAUUACAGGACACAUACCAGCUGUCUGCCAACACCAUCUCUAGCGGAGACCUGCCUGGUGAGCAACUGAGCACGUCUGUGUUUAUACAUUCCUGAUUGCCUGCAAAUCUU